Molecule: messenger RNA, 2284 nt
Organism: Pocillopora verrucosa
Lineage: Eukaryota; Metazoa; Cnidaria; Anthozoa; Scleractinia; Pocilloporidae
Product: HSPB1-associated protein 1
Molecular function (GO): 2-oxoglutarate-dependent dioxygenase activity
Source: RefSeq, a predicted model, not a curated record
GCGACGUCAUAUAACAUGGCGGACGAGAGAGGUUUGAAAAUAAACAAAACUCACCACCGCAAAGUGCAAAGCUUAUCGCUUAGUUCCUGCCCUGAAAAGCUUCGCAUCCAUCUACUAGAACGUAACGAUCCGGCAGUUUUUGAUGGCGCAGCAAGGCAGUGGGUAUGUUGUAACUGGACACCAGAAUUUCUGGCUCAGGAACUUCGCGAUCUUCGAACAAGUUUUCGAUUUUGUGCGAGACAGAACCCGUCUGUCAAUGGAAAUUCGUGUAAGAAAACCAUUAUGGAAACAGACUGUGAAUUUGAGAAAGCAAGCUUUGACGAGUUUUGUCAAUGGUUGAAUGGCUGCACAGAAAGAUCGGGAUGUUUGUCUCGUUUUCAAAGACAAAACUAUUGGUGCUAUGCAGAUUACAAAUAUAUGGCUGAAUUAUUCAAAGAUUUUCCUCAUUUACGCAAGUCUGUUGACUGGAGCUGCUUUGGUUUUCCUGAGAGAAGUGGUGAUGAAUCAACAAUAUGGAUUGGAAGUGCUGAAGCAUCAACUCCAUGUCAUGUUGAUACAUAUGGUUGUAAUUUAGUUGCACAGAUCUAUGGGACAAAGAGAUGGAUUCUCUUUCCACCAAGUGAAACCUCCAACUUGUAUCCAACCAGAAUUCCUUAUGAGGAAUCCAGUGUGUUUAGUCAAGUUAACAUCACCAAUCCAGAUUUAACAAGGUUUCCAGCCUUUGAAAAUGUUCUUCAAUAUGAGAUAAUUCUUAAACCUGGUGAUGUUCUGUUUGUGCCUAAGAAGUGGUGGCAUUAUGUGGAAUCAUUAGAAACAUCAAUAAGCAUCAACACAUGGAUUGAACUGGAAAGUGAUCACUUGGAGAGAGUCAAAGAGGCACUUAUCAGAACUCUGGUGUCUGCCUUAAAGAAGGAGGAGGGAGCAGCUGAAGUAACAUGGCUGAACCCAUCAGAGGAAAUUGGAACACAUGCACAAAACAUGAGUUACUUGUAUCAAGCAUUGUGUGCAAUGAAACAGAGGACAAGCUGUGAUGUCGACACAUCUUACUCGGAUGGGACACAACCUAGAUACACUGAUCAAAAUAAAAGUGAUAUACUUUCUACAGAUGAUCUCAUAAACUGCAUGACAUCCCCUGAGGUUAUCAAUGCAAUGAUGUCUCAAGCUCUCAAAAAAUUUGGAAUUUGCCAAACAAUUAACUUGCCCUUGAAGUCUCCAAGUGUAGAACAGCAGAAAUUGAAGACCACACAGACAGUCAAAAUGGAGAGAAACUCGAAUUGCAAUUCUAGUUCUUGCAGUUAUGUACUAGAUGAAACAGUGAGAUCUGAAAAUAUUGGUUCAGGGUUUUCUCAGCCAUCCACUGAACAGGAAAUUUCAGAGCAUCCCCCACUGAAAAGAAACUGUACUGACAAGGAAAGAAAUUAGACAAGUACUUAAUGUCACACAAAGGAUGAUACCCAGCAUGAACACGCCCCCAAAUGGGGAUGAAAAUGUUGUCAUUGGGAGAAAGUACUUCCAUCCACGGGGCGAAUUCAUGGGAUGAUAACAAGCCCUGAAAAGUUAUAGCAUGAGAGGUAGAAUUUAAUCCAAGCUGACAACCAAUUUCUGUUUGCAGUUAAAUUAAAAGAAGUGAUGAAUUCAUUCUUUCCUUGAACUUCUUUGCACAAAACAGAGCAGUUACAGAGUUUUAAAAUUUCAAAAAAUUUAAUAUUUAGUUAGUAUACAGGCUCUCGUUGAUUAAUAGAUGUUUAAAUAACAGUACAUAGGCAUAGCAGUGAAGAUUUCCUCUUUUUGAUAAAUGUUUUUGUAGUAAGUAGUAGGAGAAGUUUUCAAGAUGUAAAGAGCCUAAUCUUGAUGCGCAAAGUGGUGGACGAAUUGUUGAGAGUUAUGCAAACCCUCGCCUGUAUGGGGGGUUUUCGUAUUUUUCAUUUUCAGACGAGGCCUUACGAAGGUUAGAAUUCUACUGGUGCGCGAGAUACUAACGUGACAAUCCAUCAAAAGAGAAUCCUGACAGUGCACGAGAUACCAACGUAACAUACCAUCAAAAGAUAAGGCCAACAGUGCGCGAAAUACGUACAUCUUAUUAUGCCUAGACGUUCUGGUGUGUAGUAUCGCUGAGUAUUGUUGUCGGUUUAACAAGCCGACUGGUUAAACAUGUGUUAUUCAGUACCAAAUAACCAACUGUCCAAAUAACCGUGCAAUAUCGCAGGAUAUUUGUACUCUAUCUAGUGCAGCUGAAUAAUAAUGACGAAGCAUUCCAUCAAAAUAAAAUCCUAUCGGUGCUCAA